This is a messenger RNA of Salvia hispanica, 1416 nucleotides long. The record is from RefSeq and is a predicted model, not a curated record. Lineage: Eukaryota; Viridiplantae; Streptophyta; Magnoliopsida; Lamiales; Lamiaceae.
AUGGCAAGGGUCUUCAUGAAACUGGAUCUACGCGCGGGAUACCACCAAAUCCGAAUGCAUGAUGAAGACAUUUUUAAAACGGCAUUUCGAACCCAUGAGGGCCACUUCGAGUUUCUGGUGAUGCCAUUUGGAUUGACGAAUGCACCAUCUACUUUUCAGGAAGCCAUGAACGCGAUUUUUCAACCGAUGCUGCGAAAGUGUGUAAUCGUGUUCUUUGACGACAUUCUCGUAUACAAUCCAGAUGAGGAACUCCACAGCCAACAUUUAGCAGCAGUAUUAACUAUCCUUCGCGACAACAAGUUUUUUGUGAAAUUAUCUAAGAGUUCGUUCUGCAAGUCGACGGUUGAGUAUUUGGGACACUUGAUCCGACAAAGUUAUUACCGGCGUUUUGUUUCGCGGUAUGCGCUGAUUGCCGCACCACUCACGGAUUUGCUCAAGAAAGAUGCUUUUGAGUGGUCAGCAGCGGCCGAUGAGGGGUUCGAAAAUCUAAAAACGACCAUGUCCACGGCACCAAUUCUGCGUUUACCAGAUUUCGAGAAGACUUUUUACGUCGAAACUGAUGCAUCUGAUGUGGGGAUUGGGGCGGUUCUCAUUCAAGACAACCAUCCUAUCGCCUAUUUUAGCAGAAGCUGCGCAUCCGGUACCAUAGCUGCUAGAAGUGUUGCGAAACAAGACAAAGUCCUUGCCAGAAAUGCGGGAGAUCACAGGAUCCAUUCGGGAAGGCAAGGAUUCACCACACUUGUCCUUUAUGGACGGGUUAGUUUAUCACAAGCGGAGAAUUUUUGUGGGCUCAAGAUGCUUGGCUCGCAGCCCAAUAAUGCAAGAGUAUCACUGCUCUCCGGCAGCCGGACAUCCGGGUUUCCUCCGCACUUUCAGGCUGGUGGCAGCAAGUUUUUAUUGGCCCAAUAUGCGGAAGGAGGUGAAACAGUUUGUCGAGGCUUGCGUCACCUGCCAAACGACCAAGUACUCAACUCAGAAGCCCGCCGGGCUACUGCAACCGCUACCGGUUCCGUCGCAGGGUUGAAAAUGUCCUCGUUUAAGGCGUUGUAUGGUAGGGAACCGCCACCAUUGAUUUUUGCGCCACCAUCAGCCACUACUCCAACGUCAGCCACUGAGUUAAUUCAUCAACACGGCGAGUUACUGGUACAGUUGCGCCGCAAUCUGGAGAGAGCGCAGCAAAGAAUGCGUGAGAGUGCUAACAAGCAUCGUCGCCAUGUGGAAUUUAAGGUGGGCGACAUGGUGCGGUUGAAGUUGCAGCCUUACAGGCAAUAUUCGGUGGUACACCCCCUCUCUGCGAAGCUGUCACGUCGUUUUUAUGGUCCUUUUGAGGUCAUUUACUGCAUCGGCCCGGUUAUCUUCCGGAGGGAUGCUGGAUUCAUAAUGUGUUUCACAUUAGUUUGCUGCGACUGUUUGUAG